This is a messenger RNA of Colius striatus (speckled mousebird), 3512 nucleotides long. RefSeq names its product kinesin family member 12 (gene KIF12). Gene Ontology annotation, biological process: microtubule-based movement. NCBI's taxonomy places the organism in Eukaryota, Metazoa, Chordata, Aves, Coliiformes, Coliidae. The transcript is spliced from 17 exons. Bases 457 to 2463 code for a protein of 668 amino acids. Gene Ontology annotation, molecular function: ATP binding; microtubule binding; microtubule motor activity. The record is from RefSeq and is a predicted model, not a curated record.
CGUCCCGCUGCUGCCAACACCUCCCCCUGCCCUCGCCGCUCCUCCCUGAGACCCACACAGCAGCACCCGUCACAGCUCCCGCUUUCCCCUCCGGCUCAGGACAAUGGCAUCGGUGCAGCCACAUUGGGGUUGGCACCUAGGGGAGCAGCUGGAGCUGCCCAGCAGUGCCACAGGGUGCAGCAAAGGGGUGUGUGGCUCUGCUCUUUCCUGCCCAGGGGUGCCCAGCUGCUGUGGGCACAGAGGGGACAUCGUGACACAGAGCCGGGGGCUGUGAAGCAGAGACUGGCACCAGCUCGGCGCAGCUGCGGUGGGGAGUGGGCACAGCCUGGCACCGCUGGGGCCUGUGGGCCCGGACACCUGCCGAGUGGGCACCCUGCCAGGGCUGGACACGGUGAUUAAUGCUCUGAUGGCAGUUAAGCCCCUCUGCAAACACGCUUUAAUAUCCAAUACGGGGAGAUGUGGCGGCACCUCGGAGCGUGGCCGCGGAUUAGGGGCGGCUGCGCCGCAAUCCCCCGUGGACACGGCCUCAGAUUAAGGAGCCCCGGAGACCAGCGGGACGGUCCCGUGGCGGGCAGAGACACACACCUGAGAGUGGUGCUGAGGGUCCGGCCGCUGACCUGCACGGAGACCCGGCGAGGCGACCAGCGGGUUGUGCACAGCCUCGGCGAUGGCACCGUUCACGUGAGUGCAGCCAGGCACGACGCCACGUUCGGGUUCAGCGCCGUGUUCGACGCAGAAGCCUCGCAGGAGGCCGUGUUCGAAGGCAGCGGGAUGAGGCGGCUGGUGGAGCUGGCGAUAGACGGCUUCUCCUGCACCGUCUUUGCCUUCGGGCAGACUGGCUCGGGGAAGACCUACACCCUGAUGGGACCCCUCGCCCAGCAGGGUGAGAGCGGCCUGGCGGCCCCGGCUCUGCUGGGGCUGAUGCAGAGAUCCUUCUCCUGCCUCCUGGAGCACAGCCAGAGCCACGGCUCUGACCUGGCUCUCAGUGCCUCCUACCUGGAGGUCUACAACGAGCAGGUGCGGGACCUGCUGAGCCCGGGGCCACCGUGCACCCUGCCCCUGCGCUGGAGCAAAACCCGCGGCUUCUACGUGGAGAACCAGCUCAACGUGGACUUCGAGAGCCUGGAGGCCAUUGCCAACCUGCUCCUGCAAGGAUCCCAGAGGCGCCGGACCUCGGCUCACGCCCUCAACAGGCACUCGAGCCGCAGCCAUGCUCUUCUGACCAUCCACAUCCGCAGCCGGGCCGCCAGCGCCUGCCCCAGCAAGCAGGGCACGCUGUGCUUCGUGGACCUGGCUGGCAGCGAGCGGGUGAAGGAGACCGGCUCCAGCGGGGAGCUCUCUGUGGAGGCCAACAACAUCAACCGCAGCCUCCUGGCACUGGGACACUGCAUCUCUCUGUUGGCCAAACCCCGAGGGAAGCGGACACACAUUCCCUACCGGGACAGCAAGCUGACGCGGCUGCUGGCCCGCUCCCUAGGCGGCUCCGGCGUCACCCUGAUGGUCGCCUGCAUCUCCCCGUCCUCGCGCUGCCUCUCGGAGACACUGAGCACGCUGCACUACGCCAGCCGGGCCCGGAGGGUCACCACCAGGCCCAUGGCCAACAGGGUGUCCCGGGAAAAGCUGCUGCAAACCUUGGAGGAAGAAAUCCAUGCCCUGCAGCUGGAAAACCUCUCCCUGCGCCAGCAGCUGUGCCUGCCCAGGGUGCCAAGGAGGAGCAUGGAGGUCCCAGGGACCCCCCUGAGGGCAGGGGCAUGGCCAGGCUGGGGAGGCAGGUAUGGCCCCGUGGGGCUGCACCGCUCCCCUCUGGAAGGGCAGCUCCCGUCAGAGCAAGCCCCAGCCUGGCCCAGCCUCUACGGCCUCCUGCGGGACUUUGUGGUGGAGAAUGAGCAGCUGAGGCAGCCUCGGCUGUCCCCAGACCCCAGCAGUGACAUCCCAGCUGGCCCCUCCGGCAGGUCCUGUGACAGCCAGCCCCUGCUCCGGAGUAACCGCAGCCCCAGUGUGCCCCCUGGCCACCCCACGAGGCUCCAGCAGCCAGACACAAUGCUCGCCUCUGGCCCUUGGCUACCGAAGCUGCCUCCCGUCUCCAGCAACCCCGGCUGCCCCCAGUGCUGUCCCAAUGCCAUCGCGUCCCAGGCACUGCCAGGACCCCCUGAGGGAAGCACCAGCAUCCUGCCACCCGGCCCAGAGGUCACAGCUCUGCCCGGCUCCCGACAGCCUCCCGGGUACCCCCCACUGCACCAGGGCAAGCGGAGUCAGGGCAGGAGCAGGAGCUCAGCUCAGAGGCAGCCGCUGCCCCGGGAGCAGCCCGGCCCCCAGCCUGGCCCCGAGCGCUGUCCCAGCCCGGAGGGAAGGGUCAUCCCUUCAGCCCCGCCGUGGCCAGGAUUGCCAGAGCCCAGAGCCGCCGGCACCGUCCCUCUCCCGCAGUGGGACGAGGCCCUGAGCUGGCUGGCAGAGCAGAUCUGAGAGCUGCAGCCGCACCGUGGGGACCCGGCCCAGCGCACGCAGAGUCCUGACACCGGAGGAGACGAACACAGCCCCCGGGGCACGGGGCCGUCGGGCUGCAAGGGCUGCGCAGAGCAGGGCACAGAGGACAGAGGGAGCUCUCGCGGUUUAUUUCGGAGGCGCGGGAGCCGCGCUGCCGGGGCCGCCCCGCUCAGGUGCUGUCCUCCGUGGGCUGUGGGCAGCCCAGCCAGUACUGCGCGAUGGAGCGGGGGUAGCGCGGGUGCACCAGGUCCACGCGCUUGGUGCGCAGGUUCACGCGGUAGUACUUGUCUGGGAGGAAGGGGAGGCGGCCGUCAGCACCGCCAGCCCCUCGCUGGGCGCCUCCCCGCUGCCCCCUGCAGCUCAGGGACACUGCACAGAGAGGACACCUCCCCCUGCCCCAGCAGCUCUGGUCCCACGUCCCUCCCUUAUCCUGCCACCCCGGACUCACCUCUCACAAAGAAGUAGACGCUCUGGAGGGUCUCGCACUGGGAGCCUGACAGCCAGUCGCUUUCAAUACCAUCGGAGUCAGAGUCAGAGUCACUUUGCAGCCAACCCCACAAACCCAAAUUGAGUGACCGGUGGCUCUUGUACUUCUUGCGCUGGCGCCGGGAUUUCCUCCUGCGGGGCUGGUGGGAGGCCACGUAGAUCCUGCCGGCCAUGGCGGCAUCCAGCCGGCCCGGCACCCCCCGCCAGUCCCUGCUGAUGUACCGCGGGCCGCUCGCCCCGGCUGGCAGAGGGGCAGAGGGGGAGUGAGAGGGGCAGCGAUGUUUAGGGGUGAGCAGAGCCCAGCCCCACAGGCAGCCCCCAGCACCUGCCCCGACACCCACAGGGAUGCUCCAAAGGAUCCCAGCUUUGGAUGGGAUGGGUGACGGAGCAGGGAGCAGCCCCUCACUCCACCCCUGCCUGGGAUCAGCCCUGCACCCUCUGCCCCCUUCUCCUCCUCUCCAGCUUUCAUUUCUUUUGCCCGGGGCUGGGGUUUUCCUAUGGUGUCUCCAGCUCCAGUGACAAUAAAGUGUCCCCAGCAGCAA